This is a messenger RNA of Telopea speciosissima, 1516 nucleotides long. RefSeq names its product polygalacturonase. The coding region runs from base 71 to 1450 and encodes 459 amino acids. Gene Ontology annotation, biological process: pectin catabolic process; anther dehiscence; fruit dehiscence. Gene Ontology annotation, molecular function: polygalacturonase activity. Lineage: Eukaryota; Viridiplantae; Streptophyta; Magnoliopsida; Proteales; Proteaceae. The record is from RefSeq and is a predicted model, not a curated record. The transcript has 9 exons.
UAUCUAAGCAAUCAAUCUUGCACAUCUCUUGGAUUUUUUUGUUAUUUGUCUCUUACAAGUGAAGGGUACAAUGGGUAUACAAAAACAACUACUCCCACUCUUUAUGCUGUUGUUAUCUUCUAACUCCUCUUAUAGCAUUUUGCAAGAGGACCCAUCACCCUCUACUUAUCUUAAUGAAGCCUCUGUUUACAACACCCAUGCCUAUCCUACUUACUUCAGCACCAUUAAUGAUGGAGACAAGAAGUUUGAGCCCAUUUUCAGGAACCUUAUAAACUAUGAAAAAACUGAAAUUUCUGCCUUGGAGCAACUUGAUCAAGUUGGUAGUUCUGCUACUUCAGUUAAAGUGGUUAAUGUUGAUGAUUAUGGAGCUAAAGGUGAUGGAAGAGAUGACACAGAGGCAUUUAAGAAGGCUUGGAAGGUAGCUUGUUCAUCUUCCCCUGCUGUUGUUGUUGUGCCUCAAAACAAGAAUUAUCUUCUUAAGCCGAUUACGUUCUCUGGUCCUUGCAAAUCUGAUCUUACAAUGAUGGUCUAUGGAACAAUUGAAGCUUCAGAUGAUCGAGCAGACUACGAAAGUGAUCGUCAACAUUGGCUGGUAUUUGAAAAUAUACAAAAUUUAAUAGUUGAAGGUGGUGGAAUCAUCAAUGGCAAUGGAAAUAUAUGGUGGCAAAAUUCCUGCAAAGUCAAUAAAAAACUUCCUUGCAAGUCUGCGCCCACGGCCUUAACUUUUUUGGAAUGCAAGAACUUGCUGGUGAGAAACCUCAAGAUCAAAGACUCCCAACAAAUUCAUGUUGAAUUUGAGAAUUGUGUCACUGUUCAAGCUUUCAAUCUCAUGAUAACUGCACCAGAAAACAGCCCAAACACAGAUGGAAUUCAUGUUACAGGGACACAAAACAUUCUGAUCAAGAGUUGUGUAAUCAAAACAGGUGAUGACUGCAUCUCAAUUGUAAGUGGGUCUUCAAAGGUUCAAGCUUCUGACAUAACCUGUGGACCAGGUCAUGGGAUCAGCAUUGGAAGCUUGGGAGCAGGUAAUGAAGAAGCCCAUGUUUCAGAUGUGAUAGUCGAUAGAGCUAGACUUUCUGGAACCACAAAUGGGGUCAGAAUCAAGACUUGGCCAGGAGGAUCUGGGAGUGCAAACAACAUCAUAUUUCAAAACAUUGCCAUGUACAAUGUCACAAAUCCAAUAAUAAUAGAUCAAAACUACUGUGAUGAAGAUGAGCCAUGCAAGGAACUGCAGAAGUCGGCGGUGCAAGUAAAGCAAGUGAUGUAUAAGAACAUCAAAGGGACAAGUGCUUCAGAGGUGGCUGUGAAAUUUGAUUGCAGCAAGAGCUUUCCAUGUUUUGGGAUUUCAUUGCAAGAUAUUAAUCUAGUAAGUGUAAGGGGAAGAGCUACUACCUCAUGUGAGAAUGUCAAAUGGACUCAAAUAGGGAGUGUUUCCCCAACUUGUCCUUGAGAGGAAGUGGAAGUUAGGUUUCUUAUACUGCUUAAUAUUUACAUACAAUGUGAGAUCAUGUAUGAU